CGCAGGAUCAAGCUCCUGCUGCUGCUGCUCUCCCCAUCGAGCCCGUCCGAACCGGCCAGUCUGCUACUUCCAACCGUCCCACGUCGUCCGCAUCCAUUACCAGCCAGUCUAAGCCCGCCGCCGCCCCUAUCGAGGCCGACCCCUUUGCCGUGAAUACGGAUGCUAAGGCAAAGGAGGACUUUGAGAGUGCUUUCGCUAGCUUCAAGAACACGCAAGCCAAGCCCGCUGCUGCUGCGGAGACUGCAAAGGCUGGUGGAUUCAACAAGGUUGACUCGGAGUUCCCGCCUAUUUCGGAAUUGGAGAGGGACGAUGAGAGUGAUUCGGACAGCGAGGCGGGUGAGGACAAGGGCGGGUUUGGAUUUGAUGAUGAUUUCGCGCCUGCUAGUCCGGUCAAGCCUACCGUGGGUGCUGAGGCCGGCCAAGCUGAAGCAGUGACUGCGCCAGCUGCUGCUGAGCCAGUUGCCAGCGAGACACCUUCAUUCACUACUGCCCCUGUCACAUCUACAGAUUCUCCAGCUGCCCUAGAGGUAUCUAACAACGAAAACCACAGCACUAGCGCCGCCGCUACUAGCAACACCAACCUCGACGACAUCUGGGGCACUGGUUCUCCUGCUCCCGCCGCUGCUCAACCCCCCGCUGCUGCGCAACCUCCUGCUGCCGCCUCUCAAGCCUCCUCCAAGGGUGCCUUCGACGACCUAGAUGACGAAUUCGCCGACCUUGAAGACGCCAAGGAAGGCAGCUCCGCCGACGACGUAGAAGACUUUGCCAACAUUUCCCGCUCCGGAUUUGGAGAUGACGGUUUUGGCAGCGGUAGUCAGUUCGGCUCUCCCCCGCCCAGCCAGCCCAAGAGUGAUUUCGAUUUUGUCCCUUCCCACCAGGCGACUCAGUCGCAGGGAUCGUUCGCUGCGCCAAAGGCGGAUGCUCAUGACUGGGACGCCAUCUUUGCGGGUCUGGAUGACGGAAGCCAGGCUCAGCAGGGUGGACAAAGCCCGUUUGAGAGCUUGGAGACGCCCAGACCGGGAUCGUCGGCUAACCCCCAAGCCCAAACUGGUGGGGAGCAGAAGGAGGGUGGUGACAAGGAGCAGAAGAAGGAGGGUGCUGAGGAGAGGCCAGUACCCGGCAGAGCGUUGACGGAGUCAGGCGAACACGAUGAUCCGAUUGUGAAGAAUCUGACGAGUAUGGGGUACUCAAGACAGGAUGCCGUGAAGGCGUUGGAGAAGUAUGAUUAUAAUUUGGAGAGGGCCGCCAACUACCUUGCUAGCCAGUCCUAAGUAAGACUUUGCUAGUUUUGGGGAGAGGUGAUUUGAUGGCCAGAUUCAGUGAAAAGAUAACAUCAUGCGAGCCACGGCGAAGCCACAUAUCGAAUGGUUUGAAGAUGAACCAUAUUACGUGAAAGCAGGCAAGUGAGCAAGAAAAGAAGACCCUCAUGUGGACGAACAUGUGAAGUACGAUGCGAAUUGUUGGUCGGUUGGGUGGCUGGCAACGAUAAGCGUUGCGUAAGAAAGAAGUCAAGAGUCAAGUCGAGUCGUUUUGAUACCUCCAUCGUUUUUUAUUUCCUUUUUAAACAAAUAUCCUGUCUGUCUCUGUCCUGUCGGGACAUGGAAGCUACCUACCUAUCUCUAUCUUUCAAUUUCUUUUUCUGUCGAUGUUCGUCUACGGGUAUCUACCUACCCCAGCAUGGCUAGCUGAGUUGCUAUGCCGCAACUUCUUCUCUUUUUGUAUGUUAUGUACCUGGCAGUACGGUACAGUACUGUGUUAGUUUGUAGUGGUAAUAUCAAUAAGUGGAUGUAGCCGCUUGUCGAGCGGUUGUUGA
This is a messenger RNA of Neurospora tetrasperma FGSC 2508, 1813 nucleotides long. RefSeq lists its product as uncharacterized. The coding region runs from base 793 to 1131 and encodes 112 amino acids. NCBI's taxonomy places the organism in Eukaryota, Fungi, Ascomycota, Sordariomycetes, Sordariales, Sordariaceae. The transcript is spliced from 3 exons. The record is from RefSeq and is a predicted model, not a curated record.